CAUUCCAUGUCCAAUCAACAAUUGAAUGUUGGACUGAAUGUCCAGUAAUUCAGAGCGUCAAUUAAAUACUGCUCUGUUUCUGCACGUGCGUUCUAAGUUGCAAUGCUUUCUGCUAGAGAUGCUUAUCGUUUGCAAACAUUGGCUAGGCGGGGAAAGGUUGAAAUCACAGAAGAAGGCAUUAAAUUACUUGAAAAGUUGACGAAAUCAUUGAAUUCUGCUAACACAACAAAUGGUGGAUGCCCCAUAGCUGAAAGUCCAGUGAAAGAAAACAUUUCAACGCCACAUAGUGGUAAAAGCAAUACAUCUAAGAAAAGGAAACGUGUAGCUGCUCCUUCUCCUGAGAGAGUUAAACAACCUAAUUGUGCGUUGAAAGAUAUUGUGCACUUUUAUCCGGCUUUAUCAUCGAGCAGUCGAACUUCAUCAAAGGGAACGAAGCACAAUUCUGAAGGAGACGAACAUUCUUCUCAAUCUGGUAUUAUCGCUGGCACUUCUUCGUCAGUGCAUAUUCCUCCCUUUCAUACUGAACAGCCGAUAACAUCUGUAAAACAACCCACCAGUGUCAGGUUUCUCGAUGCUUUUGAAUGUGGAGAGGAAUGGCUUCCUGGCUUGUUGAAACCAACGAACUUGAAGAACUUUAUCAGAGAGAAUUAUGGAAAAUCUCCAUUGCAUGUAAAACGAGGCGAUCGAUCCAAAUAUAAGAGUGAUAUUCGGUUAACGUCAUCUGAAUUGUUUGAAAUAGUGCUUAAGGAGCCACUCCUCUACGGUGAACACGUGGAUCUGCUUGACAGUGGAACACAAUCAUCACAAGAAACCAUGUACCCACGAGGAGAAAGAGCUGUCUCCGAAGUUGUAUUCAAUCAUUAUGCUGGAAAUGGUGGAAUACGCUUCAGUAAUCCCCAGACAUACGUACAGCGUAUCUUUCCUCUUUUGAAUACCUUACAAAAGAAUUUUGGUUGUCGCUGCUAUGCUACAGCUUACUUGUUUCCCCCAAAAUUCACUGGAUUCACCGUAAAUCGAUCGCAUGUGGACCUGUUCAUCCUACAACAACAAGGAAAACAAAAAGUGCAAGUUUCAAGGAGUACAGAAGGAGAGAUGGCAGGUGAAAAUAAAGAUAUUUUAACCUUUGCGAUGAAUCCUGGUGACUUACUUUACAUACCCAAAGGUUCUCAAUUCAGUAUGGCGCCUAAUUCCUCUAAACAUUCACUUCAUGUUUGUAUUAGCCUUGAUGAAAAGUAUACUUGGGCUGAUUAUUUAACUGAAUUAUUCCCAAUUAUGAUAAAAUCUGCUGCGGAAAAUGAUGCCGACUUUAAUCAGUCACUUCCAAUAAAGUGUUUCAAAGAUAUUGGUUCACUUUACACUAUGUCAGAUGGCAAUAGAGAGAUGGUUGAACGUGAACAGGAAUUUCGUCAGCGAACCGUUGAGCUAUUGAAACGCUUAGUGAAUAAAAUUGAAUGUCGGGAAAUAUUGACAGUCAGCACGUGUGAAAACAGGGAGUUUGGCAAUAAGAAUAACAACAGUCAAUCACGACAACAAAACUUUCAAGUGAAAACCACCUCCUUGCCUAACUGUGGUGAUUGACUAUUUUUAUCUUUGUAUUGUUUAAAUACUUACUGUUGUUUGUUAAUAUAUUUAUUAUUUUGAUUUGAAAAUAUAAUUCCGCCAAAUACAAAUUCCUAAAUUCA
Molecule: messenger RNA, 1682 nt
Organism: Trichobilharzia szidati
Lineage: Eukaryota; Metazoa; Platyhelminthes; Trematoda; Strigeidida; Schistosomatidae
Source: the annotation of a GenBank genome assembly